Molecule: messenger RNA, 1163 nt
Organism: Nomia melanderi (Alkali bee)
Lineage: Eukaryota; Metazoa; Arthropoda; Insecta; Hymenoptera; Halictidae
Gene: mRpL9
Product: mitochondrial ribosomal protein L9
Biological process (GO): translation
Cellular component (GO): ribosome
Molecular function (GO): structural constituent of ribosome
Source: RefSeq, a predicted model, not a curated record
AUCUGUCAUAUUUUGUAACAUUCGUUGAAAUAAUAAUGGCUCUUUGAUUUCUAAAAUAGCAUUUUUUAAAACUUCUUCCGAUGGACAAUUCAAUUUUUCCAUAGCUACCAAGUUUUUAUAAUUCUUUUUUAUGAGCACAAUAUAUUUUGUGUAAUAAAUAUCAAAUUAUAAAAUACACACAUAAAAAUGUACACACUACAAUCGUGUUGUUCACUUCCAGAAAUGUGGUUAUGUUACCACACAUGACGCCAGAAAUUGUCUCAGUACGAGGUUAACAUUUGCUAAGUAGAUGUACAAAUAAAGCUCUAAUUAAAUACGACAAAUUAGUAAAAAUGUCAUAUUAUACAAAAAUUUGUGUAAAUCAUUUAAGAAAUCUAUCAAAUGCACUUUUGUCUAAUCACACUAAUGUCCUGAUGCAACAAACUCGGAAUACAUACAUUCUAAAAAGAAGAUAUCCAGUACCUCUUCAUAAAAAAGAUCAAAAGCCACAUAAAUUAAAAGCUAAACACUUUAUUUAUGAUGUUAUAGAAAAUAAAGCUAUUCAAAAACAACCAGAUAUUGAUUUAAUUUUAUUAAAAACCAUAUCAGGCAUAGGUGUAAAAGGACAGAAGAUUUCAAUAAGAGCUGACAAGGGUUAUAAUAAUCUGUUACUGCCAAAAUUGGCUGUUUAUGCAACUCCUGAAAACAUAGAGAAAUAUGCAGUUAAUACAAUAGAAACCGUGGAAAGCAACUAUCUAAGUUCUGAGUAUGUUACGAUGACAGUAGACGCAUUAUCACAUUUGUACUUAAAUAUAGUGAUGAAUAUGCAUAUACCAUGGACAAUAGAAAAGUGGCAUAUCAGGACAAGUUUUCGUAAAACAGGCAUUGUUGUUCCUGAAGAUGCAAUAACUAUGCCUAAAAAAGAAAUAUCUGGGCCAGACUUAUCUAUUGAAAAUAAAGAAUUUUAUGUCACUGUUAAGAUUAAUAAUCAAGAGGAAGUAAAAGUUAGAUGUAAAAUACAUCAUUGGACUUCUGAUCGAAAAAAUAAACUUCCAUAUACCACGGAUAUAUGGAAUUUACCUAAUAUAGCAGUCUUUCCAAAAGAUCAGGAAGUCAUAGAUUCACUCCCAAAGCAUCGUUUAUGUAUGAAACAAAAUAAUGAUAAUUAAUAAAUGUAUUAAAAU